Messenger RNA from Syngnathus typhle (broad-nosed pipefish), 1792 nucleotides. It is a transcript of the gene krt18a.1, whose product is annotated as keratin 18a, tandem duplicate 1. Gene Ontology annotation, cellular component: keratin filament. Gene Ontology annotation, biological process: intermediate filament cytoskeleton organization. The record is from RefSeq and is a predicted model, not a curated record. Gene Ontology annotation, molecular function: structural molecule activity. The coding region runs from base 82 to 1347 and encodes 421 amino acids. The transcript is spliced from 7 exons. NCBI's taxonomy places the organism in Eukaryota, Metazoa, Chordata, Actinopteri, Syngnathiformes, Syngnathidae.
CUCUCUUUCUGCCUUGUGUCGGUGAGAUCCCAUUUCAGCUAACCCAGCCUCUGCCUCACUCUUUGAGUCUCUCCAGCAAAGAUGCAAACCUCCAAGCAAACUGCAUACUCGGUGCGCACUACAUCCUCUGGCAAAGGUUCUGUCUACAGGGCCCCCACCAUCCACGGUGGCGCCGGGGGGAACCGUGUCAGCAUCUCAUCCAGUCAGCGCAGUGGGCAGUUAGCGGGAAUGGGCCAAAUAGGAGGGGGCUUCUCCAGCAGCAUCCAGGUGUCCGGGAGCGGAAGCAACAUCACGGGCAAUGAGAAGUUUGCCAUGCAGAACCUCAACGACCGCUUGGCCAACUACCUGGAGACGGUCAGAAACCUGGAGCAGGCCAACCAGAAGCUGGAAAUUAAGAUCAAGGAGGCCUUGGGCAAGAGUGGACCGGACUUCAGAGACUACAGCAAGUACCAGGUCAUCCUGGAUGACCUGAGGAGGAAGGUGUUUGAUGCCACCAUGGACAAUGCCCGCCUGGUCCUCAGCAUUGACAACGCUCGCCUGGCAGCCGACGAUUUUAGAGUGAAAUUCGAGUCUGAACUGGCUAUCCGCCAAUCAGUGGAGGCCGAUAUUAUUGGUCUGAGGAAGGUGAUUGAUGACACCAACAUGAGCCGCAUGAAUCUUGAGAGCGAGAUUGAGACCCUGAAGGAGGAGCUGAUCCACCUUAAGAAGAACCACGACAACGAAGUACUAUUACUUCGUAACCAGAUCGCCCAGUCAGGAGUCCACGUAGACGUUGACGCUCCUAAAGGACAGGACCUCGCUCAGAUCAUGGCAGAAAUAAGGGCUAAGUAUGAGAAGAUGGCACAGAAGAACCAAGAUGAACUAAAAGCAUGGCAUGAAUCUCAGAUCACAGAAGUGCAGACCCAAGUCAAUGUGAACACAGAGGCCCUGAAGACUUCCCAGACAGAGUUGAAUGACCUACGCAGACAGUUUCAAACCUUGGAGAUCGAGCUGGAGUCCCAGAGGAGCAUGAAAUUAUCUCUGGAAGGCACGCUGAGGGACACAGAGAUGCGCUACAACAUGGAGAUCGAGUCACUCAACAGUAUCAUCCUGGGCCUGGAGGCCGAACUCACUCAGCUUCGCAGCAGCAUCCAGUUGCAGACCCAAGACUACGAAGCUCUGCUCAAUAUGAAGAUGAAGCUAGAGGCCGAGAUUGCUACUUACAGACGGCUGCUGGAUGGCGAAGACUUCCAGCUUCAGGAUGCUCUGGAACAGCAGAAAACAAUCAAGACCAAGGUCAUGACAGUGACACAGACCCUUGUGGAUGGCAAGGUUGUGUCCUCCACCACCGACACCAAGAACCUCUGAAUACCAGAGGCAGCCAUGAAACAUUGGCUGCAACAAUAAUAACAAUAACCUCAAUAUGGCCAAAACUGAUAUUUUGCUCCAAUUGGCUCAUGGCAUCUUAGUUAAACAGUAACUAACCCUUAGACUAAAACCAUUGCAGUGAUUAGCUUGACUUCUUUAGUAAAAAAACCCUGCACAAGCUGACUGAAUCAAAAACUGGACAAGAAGAAAACUAAACCAUCUUUUAUUUAUUUCAUCAUAGACGUUCUGCUAUUUGUGUAUGUAUGCUGGCCUGCAGAUUGUCUGCUCAUGUUAUGAGGCAAGUUGAGGGAUGUUUUGAAACAAUACGAGGGCCAUUUAAUUUCAAACACUUUUCUGACAUCCUGGUUUUUCUUUCUGUCCGGUUGAGUCUGUCUGUUAGUCGUGCUGUGAGGUUCAAACAUAUCAAUAAAGUUCAUUCCAGGGA